Molecule: messenger RNA, 2495 nt
Organism: Girardinichthys multiradiatus
Lineage: Eukaryota; Metazoa; Chordata; Actinopteri; Cyprinodontiformes; Goodeidae
Gene: rhoua
Product: ras homolog family member Ua
Exons: 4
Coding region: 286-1092 (268 amino acids)
Biological process (GO): small GTPase-mediated signal transduction
Molecular function (GO): GTPase activity; GTP binding
Source: RefSeq, a predicted model, not a curated record
UUGGUUUGGGACGGGUUUGACCGUCGGACGCCUGGACGGACACUCACACUGUAACUGAAAGGAUAAUUAAAUCUCCGCUCUUUUAAUCCGGACUUUGCGGUUAAUAACUCAUCAAACAGUUUUCAGCUCUGGACUCUGCUGAGAGAGAAGUUCUGAUUGUGUUGAUGUUUUACCCAUGGAAACUGUUAGGAAGCGGACAGCUUAUUGUCAGUAGACCCUGUGGAGGAAAAGAAUGGACCGAGUGAAAACUGACCCAACGAAGGAGGACUGAUCCCCACCACCUCCAUGUCCCCCUCCUCUCCGUGCCAGGUGUCCAGAAGGCGAGAAGAGGGCUACAAGCCGACAUCGGUGUCCCCCGCUCCUCCAGUCCCGCCGCGCAGGGUCCGGAGCCGGGACGGGGGCUCCGGAGGGAGGAUGCGGCGGGCUGCAGCUCCAGAGAGGCGGGUGAAGUGUGUGCUGGUGGGGGACGGAGCUGUGGGGAAAACCAGCCUGGUGGUCAGCUACACCACCAAUGGUUACCCCACCGAGUACGUUCCGACUGCGUUUGACAACUUCUCAGCGGUGGUAUCGGUGGAUGGGCAGCCAGUAAAACUGCAGCUCUGUGACACAGCUGGACAGGAUGAGUUUGAUAGGCUCCGUCCGCUGUGUUACACCAGUGCAGACGUGUUCAUGCUGUGUUUCAGCGUCGUCAGUCCUGCCUCCUUCCAGAACGUUCCAGAAAAAUGGGUCCCCGAGAUCCGGAAACAUGCCCCCUUCGCUCCCCUUGUCCUUGUGGGGACGCAGUGUGACCUCAGAGAAGAUGUCAAGGUGCUCAUCGACCUGGCUAAGUACAGAGAGCGGCCCGUGGACCCCGCAGAUGCCCGGGACUGUGCGAUGGAGAUUGGAGCUGUGGCCUACAUGGAGUGCUCCUCUCUGACCCAAAAGAAUUUAAAAGAAGUUUUCGAUACAGCCAUCCUGGCCAGCCUGCAGAAGUACAGCUCAUGGAAGCACUCGAGAGGCAAACAGAAGCAUCGAAAAAAGCAGAGGCAGACGCCGGAUAAGAUGAAGAGUCUGUCAAAGUCAUGGUGGAAGAGGUACUGCUGUGUGGCCUAGAGUGGAUCUGGGAUUGGAUCCUGCUCUUAACGGAUUCUGAACAAAAACCUUUUUUAUAUAUAUAAAUGAAACAAUUCAAGACCUUACCUGGAAGAUGGAAUGGAACUGAGUAAGACUUUUACAGUUGUAAAAUGUUUUUAUUCAUACGAUUCAUGAGAUUUACUACUGAGCUUCUAGUAUGAGCCCCAUGCAGGGUUCUCCUGGUGUUGAUCACUUAAAGUGGUGGUAUACACCAGUUUUGUUCUGGGACCAGUAAAAGAUGUGACUGAGUUUAAUCCGGGUUGCUUUGCUCUGGAUUCCAGGUUUAAAAAUAGCAAAAAAACAUCUUAGCCUGUGAUAAAUUUAUCCUGCCUUUUUAUGUAUCCUGGAGGAAAACUGGACACUUUGUUGAAUAUAAUUAUUAUAAUCGAUGAUCUAAAUUUAACAACACACUGUCAGUCGACUGUCUAAAUGGUUCCCAACUCUGGUUUUAAAUAAGAUUGGAAAGAGCUGCUCAAUGAAAGGAGCUGCCCUCAGACCAGACUGCCAUUUAGGAUUUUAUGAACCAGACAUGAUCACCAGAUGAACAUAAACUCAAAACAAGUCCGGUUUGAAGUUAAUUUCACAGCCGGUGAACUAGAACCAUUGUUAUUCUGAUGAAAGGACUAACCACUUGCUGAUCUUACAUGUUCAGUUUAAUAUUUUUCACUCAUUGAAUCAAGCCCGGAUCAGCUUUUGUUUUGGUUUUACACAGAACACUUCAUACCAAAUUUAAGCUUUAAUUUUUUAUUAAGCUCAAAUCAUAUCUAAUCUUGAUACGAACCCAUGCACAUUUUUUGUCCCAUGGGAUAACACAAACUGUGGUUGCUUUGAUCAAAACUGAGAGCUCCAAACAACCCACAUUCUUUAUGUCCUGAGAACAUUAAAAACAGAUCAUUUUUCCUGUAGUAGCAAGCAACCAAUUUCAUGUGUCUGUUGGUAGGUAAUUUAUCACCCUUUCCUCUCAAACACAGCAGGACUAACAGCGAACUCGGAGCGGUACCGGUUUGGGUUAGUUAUCUCUAAAAGAUGUUGUUGAGGAUAUGAAUCACUGUCUUGGUCUUGCUUGAACUUAAUUAGACUCGAGAACAUUAAGCCGCUGCUGAGCUCAGUAAGGUAUUCGAGUGAGAGCCCCUUUUGACAUGAAAAUUAAGAAAUCUAGCCUGAAACUGAGGAUCAUUGUUAGUUACUGACAUAUUGAUCUAAACCAUCCCAUUGUAACUCUGGCUGUGUGUUUAGUGUCUCUUGAUGAGAGGUGAACCCCCUCUGCAAGUAUUCAGUCUUUUGCAGCCUCUAACUGAUUUUCUUUCAGGAUUGCCAUGUAUUUAGCUCCACCAAUCUUUCUACCAACUCCCUGUUGAAUAAAAGCAUCGGCACAGCAUGAA